This is a messenger RNA of Saccostrea echinata, 582 nucleotides long. RefSeq lists its product as uncharacterized. The transcript has 3 exons. Lineage: Eukaryota; Metazoa; Mollusca; Bivalvia; Ostreida; Ostreidae. The record is from RefSeq and is a predicted model, not a curated record. Gene Ontology annotation, molecular function: protein binding. Bases 76 to 492 code for a protein of 138 amino acids.
AGAUUUUGUCAAACAUUUGCGAAUAUAUUAAAAGAAAUAGAGAAGAAAUCACAAACAGAAGAUUACGCAGGGGCGAUGUGUAUGUUGAAUGUGGAACACCAAAAUUUUCAGCAACUGUUCACUGACGUCAUUCAUUGCACAGAGGACACGUACCCUGUGUUUGUAGAUUUAGCAGCCACCACUAUUGCAGACGGAGCUAUUCUAUUCACUGCCAUGACAACAUACGAGUUUGGUAUAGAAUAUUUUGAGAAAUGCUUGCAAAAAACUAGAGAGUUCAAAGAGGAAAUAGAUGAAUCUAAAGUGUUAACAGGAUAUGGAAGGGUCCUCACGAACAUUAAGGGAAAUUAUGACGAGGGAGAGGACAUGUUUCGAGUUGCAUUUGAAUUAAGAAAACGCCAUCCCGAAAGAAGAGACUUUUACCUUGCUCACUUAUGUCAAAGUUACGGUUGGAAUCUUGGAUGUCAAGGGAAGUUUACGGAAUCUUUUAGGUAAUACAAAUAUAAUCUUCGAUUGUAAUUUUAUUUUUUAAAUACUGAGUGGUGUCACUAAGAAACCUACAAUUGUCAUUGAGACAAUUUUCCA